Molecule: messenger RNA, 5591 nt
Organism: Gorilla gorilla gorilla (western lowland gorilla)
Lineage: Eukaryota; Metazoa; Chordata; Mammalia; Primates; Hominidae
Gene: KLHL5
Product: kelch like family member 5
Exons: 11
Coding region: 486-2621 (711 amino acids)
Molecular function (GO): protein binding
Source: RefSeq, a predicted model, not a curated record
AAACCCCCGGCGGGGCAGUGGCGGCCGCGGCCUCUCGGGGCGCGCGACCCGGCGAGGGGGCGGGGCCUGGCGGGAGGGGGCGGGGCGGGCAGCCGAUUGCGCCGCGCCGGGACUGACGGGCUAACCGGUCCCCUACCCCCACCUACUCGCCCGCCCCCUCCGGGGCCACCCGGGAACUCUGACCCCCCGGCCUGGCGCCGCCUGACGGAGCGGGAGUGGCUCGCUCCGGGCCGGCCGGCGCCGGGGGUGAGGCUGCCCGGACGGGUCUAGGGGCGCGCGAGGGGCCGAGCAUCCCACUCAGCUCGCCGGCCCCGGCCCCCGCCUCCCCCGCUCCUGCCGCCUGGCCGCCCCGGCCCGCCGUGACCCACGGCCGCCUCCGGAGCCCGACGCGCAGGGCAUAUACUUCUCUUGUCUUGGUUGGAUGCACAAAUCUGUGUGCAGUGCUUUUUGCCCGUUGCCUAGACGAUCACUUGGUUUCUCUGAGGAUGUCUGGUUCUCGUAAAGAGUUUGAUGUGAAACAGAUUUUGAAAAUCAGAUGGAGGUGGUUUGGUCAUCAAGCAUCAUCUCCUAAUUCUACAGUUGACAGCCAGCAGGGAGAAUUUUGGAACCGAGGACAGACUGGAGCAAACGGUGGGAGAAAGUUUUUAGAUCCAUGUAGCCUACAAUUGCCUUUGGCUUCAAUUGGUUACCGAAGGUCCAGCCAACUGGAUUUUCAGAAUUCACCUUCUUGGCCAAUGGCAUCCACCUCUGAAGUCCCUGCAUUUGAGUUUACAGCAGAAGAUUGUGGCGGUGCACAUUGGCUGGAUAGACCAGAAGUGGAUGAUGGCACUAGUGAAGAAGAAAAUGAAUCUGAUUCCAGUUCAUGCAGGACUUCCAAUAGUAGUCAGACAUUAUCAUCCUGUCAUACUAUGGAGCCAUGUACAUCAGAUGAAUUUUUCCAAGCCCUUAAUCAUGCCGAGCAAACAUUUAAAAAAAUGGAAAACUAUUUGAGACAUAAACAGUUGUGCGAUGUAAUUUUAGUCGCUGGUGAUCGCAGAAUUCCAGCUCACAGAUUGGUGCUCUCCUCUGUCUCAGACUAUUUUGCUGCCAUGUUUACUAAUGAUGUCAGAGAGGCAAGACAAGAAGAAAUAAAAAUGGAAGGUGUAGAACCGAAUUCAUUGUGGUCCUUGAUCCAGUAUGCUUAUACAGGCCGCCUUGAAUUAAAAGAAGAUAAUAUUGAGUGCCUGUUAUCUACAGCUUGCCUUCUUCAGCUUUCACAGGUUGUAGAAGCAUGCUGUAAGUUUUUAAUGAAACAGCUUCAUCCAUCCAACUGUCUUGGAAUUCGUUCUUUUGCUGAUGCCCAAGGUUGUACAGAUUUGCAUAAAGUGGCUCACAAUUAUACUAUGGAGCAUUUCAUGGAAGUAAUCAGAAACCAGGAAUUUGUAUUAUUACCAGCCAGCGAAAUUGCAAAGCUCUUGGCUAGUGAUGACAUGAACAUUCCUAAUGAGGAGACAAUAUUGAAUGCACUUCUUACUUGGGUCCGUCAUGAUUUGGAACAGAGACGGAAAGAUCUAAGUAAACUUUUGGCUUAUAUUAGGCUACCUCUUCUUGCACCACAGUUCCUGGCAGACAUGGAAAAUAAUGCGCUUUUUCAGGAUGAUAUAGAAUGUCAGAAACUCAUUAUGGAAGCAAUGAAGUACCAUUUAUUACCAGAGAGACGACCCAUGUUACAAAGUCCUCGGACAAAACCUAGGAAGUCAACUGUUGGUACAUUAUUUGCAGUUGGGGGAAUGGAUUCAACAAAAGGAGCAACAAGCAUUGAAAAGUAUGAUCUCCGUACAAAUAUGUGGACUCCAGUAGCAAAUAUGAAUGGGAGGAGGCUACAGUUCGGUGUUGCAGUGCUAGAUGACAAACUGUAUGUGGUUGGAGGAAGAGAUGGACUGAAGACUUUGAAUACUGUAGAGUGCUACAACCCCAAAACAAAAACUUGGAGUGUGAUGCCACCUAUGUCCACACAUAGACAUGGCCUUGGUGUGGCUGUACUGGAAGGUCCCAUGUAUGCCGUAGGAGGACAUGAUGGCUGGAGCUAUCUGAACACAGUGGAAAGAUGGGACCCUCAGGCUCGCCAGUGGAAUUUUGUUGCCACUAUGUCUACCCCUAGGAGUACAGUAGGUGUGGCAGUACUAAGUGGAAAACUUUAUGCAGUUGGUGGUCGUGAUGGAAGUUCUUGUCUCAAAUCAGUAGAAUGUUUUGAUCCUCAUACUAAUAAGUGGACACUGUGUGCACAGAUGUCAAAAAGGAGAGGUGGCGUAGGAGUGACGACCUGGAAUGGACUGCUGUAUGCUAUAGGGGGGCACGAUGCUCCUGCAUCCAACUUGACUUCCAGACUCUCAGACUGUGUGGAAAGAUAUGAUCCCAAAACAGACAUGUGGACUGCAGUAGCAUCCAUGAGCAUCAGCAGAGAUGCAGUGGGGGUCUGUUUACUUGGUGAUAAGUUAUAUGCUGUUGGGGGGUAUGAUGGACAGGCAUACCUUAAUACCGUGGAGGCUUAUGAUCCCCAGACAAAUGAGUGGACCCAGGUAUGGCAUUCAUGUUUCAUUAUUACACUGACUCUCUUUUUAUUAAAACAAUUCUUAUGGUAAAACAGAUCCCCUCAAUCUUGUCCAAUACUGAAAUAUAUGGCAUAAAUAUGACAAUCACGUUUGGAUUAACGAUGAGAAAAAGAGGCAGUGUUUAAUUUUACAACAUAAUUAAAAUCCAGAAUUACCUUUGAGAUGUAAGUUAAUACUCAGAGAAAUUAUUAAUUAUCUGCUACCACUUGCAUGAUGAAGUGUUCUAGCCUGAUUAAAGCUGAUAGGACUACAGGAGGGCUGUAACAAUGGGAGGGGAGACUGGAAAAUAAAAACAAGGAUAGUAGUCAGAAAACUUUGAACAACUUGCCCAUGUAUGAGCAGUCGGAUUUUUAAAUACUCAACCCAUUGAUAUUUGGGAGCAGAUUAAAGUCCUGAUAACCUAAUGAAGAUGGCAACCCUAAAUUACACUGAGUAAGAAACCUGAUCUGGCAGUCUUACUAACAGAAGAAUUUCACCCUUGUGUAUUUCUGGGAGGGUCUAGCACUUCUAAAAAUGAUCUUUUGAGAUCUUUGCUUCCAUCAUCACCAAGAACAGAAUCAGGAAUUUGUGCUUGUGUCACCCAGUUCAGUACUUGGUACAUAAAAGACAAUAAAUGUUUAACUGAGCCAAGAUUUUCUUGUAUACAAGGAGCCAUGAUAAGUAUGGUCAAGAAAACAAAGCUUCUAGGCCAGGCACGGUGGCUCAUGCCUAUAAUCCCAGCACUUUGGGAGGCUGAGGCGGGCAGAUCACGAGGUCAGGAGUUCAACACCAGCCUGACCAAUAUGGUGAGACCCCGUCUCUACUAAAAAUACAAAAAAAUUAGCCGGGCAUGGUGGCAUGUGCCUGUAAUCGCAGCUACUCGGGGGGCUGAGGCAGGAGAAUCGCUUGAACCCAGGAGGCAGAGGUUGCAGGGAGCAGAGAUCGUGCCACUGCACUUCAGCCUGGGUGACAGAGUGAGACUCCAUCUUAAAAAAGAAAAAAGAAAAGAAAAGAAAGCUUCUGAGAAGACCCAUGGUCAUGUAACCUAAGGUCUUGGGUAGGUAAGAUCUACAUGUGCAAGAGGAGAAUGCACCACACAAGGCAGUGGGUAUUUAGUGUCCCGUGGUACAGGCGCCAAGUGAUACGGGAGAUAAGAGAGAAAAAAGAAAGUGGUUAUGGGGAAAGCUUUAGUGAGAAUGAAGUGGGAUUUAAACCAAGCCUUAGUGAAUUGAUCCAAUUCAAAAAGAUUGGAAAGAAGAAAUUGUGAGAAAAUGUGAAAGAAAUGUCACCAAAGCAGAAUUGUGUAAUACAUGUUGAAGUAUGACUGGUUAUAAGGAUCUGUGCUUGAGAGGAGAAGGAGUGCUUACUGGAGAGGAAGAUUGGGGUCAGAAUGGAGAUCUGUGAGACCAAAGUGGGAGGAUCACUUGAGGCCAGGAAUUCCAGACCAGCAUGGGUGACAAAGUGAGGCGCCAUCUCUGCAAAAAUUUGUGUUUUUUUUUGUUUUGGUUUUGUUUUUCAGACAGAGUCUUGCUCUCGUCACCUAGGCUAGAGUGCAAUGGCACGAUCUCAGCUCACUGCAACCUUCACCUCCGGCAUUCAAGCGAUUCCCCUGCCUCAGCCUCCCCAGUAGCUGGGAUUACAGGUGCCCGCCACCACACCCAGCUAAUUUUUCUAUUUUUAGUAGAGACGGGGUUUCGUCAUGUUGGCCAGGCUGGUCUCAAACUCCUGACCUCAUGAUCCACCCACCUUGGCCUCUCAAAGUGCUGGGAUUACAGGCAUGAGCCACCAUGCCCAGCCCCAAAAAUUUUGAAAAAUUAGCAAGGUGUGGUGGCAUGCACCUGUAGUCCUAUCUACUUGGGAGGCUGAGGCGGAAGAUCGCUUGAGCCCAGGAGUUGAGUCUGAAGUGAACCAUGAUCAUGACACUGCACUCCAGCCUGGACGACAGAGCAAGACUCUGUCUCUUAAAAAUAAUUAAUCAUAUAAUAAUGAUUUUUUAAAAGAAUGGGGAUGUGUGAAGGCCAAGCUAAAGAGUUUGGUAACAAGAAGCCAGCAGAAACUUUCAACCAAGAGAAUGAUGCAGUUGGGGUCGCAUAGGUUGGGUUAGGGGCAGGGGAAGUGAGGGCUGGAUAAAAGGAAAAAUAUUUAGAGGAUUGCUUCAGUUGCAAGGCUUGAAGCAUUCAAUGUAGAUGGAUUCAAGAGAUAUUGCCAAGUCUUGUUGAUCUUUCUUUAUAUACACACACUUACUGGGUUGAAUUGGGAGGUGUGGUCUCUGAAGAAAACAGGAAAGGAAUGAUGAGGGAAGUUCUCAGAAGACAAUGGAAUAGAGCAUCUAAAGGGAGGAGUAGGAGUUUCAACAGUGUAAGAAAGAACGAAGAUUUGUCAUUUUUAAAGUUGUGGGACCCUCUGAAAAUCUGAUAGAAGCAGAAGCCAGCACACAGUUUCAAAAGUAAACAGAAGAGGCCAGGCACGGUGGCUCACACCUGUAAUCCCAACACUUUGGGAGGCCAAGGUGGGCGGAUCUUUUGGGGCCAGGAGUUCAAGACCAGCAUGGCCGACAUGGUGAAACCCUGUCUCUACUAAAAAUACAAAAAUUAAUGCUCCUGUAGUCCCAGCUGAGGCACAAGGCUGAGGCAAAAGAAUCGCUUGAACUCAGGAGGUGGAGAUUGCAGUGAGCCAAGAUCGUGCCACUGCACUCCAGCCUGGGUGACAGAGCGAGACUCCAUCUAAAAAAAAAAAAAAAAAAAAAGUAAACAGAAGAAUAGAGUGUAGGAGCUAGAGAGGCAUGCAGUUUUUAAAUGAUGAUGAUAGAAAGUUAGUAUUUAUUGAGCAUAUCUUACAGGCCAGGCUCUGUUCUAAGCACUGUAAAGAAUUUAAUCUUCAGCAACCCUAUAAGGUUGAGUUCUGGUAUUUUUGCACUGUACAGGAUGAGGAAUCUGACACAGAAGUUAAACAGCUAACCCAAGGCCACAUAGCAAAUAAAUGGUGGAGUUAGAAUUAGAGCCAAGGGUUUUUUUUUUUUUU